CGGGCCCUGGGCUGUGGGCGCCCGGGCGCCCGAGGCUUCCCGGUGCGCUUGUCCAGGAUGGCAUUAGGUCUGUGUCUGCAGGUGCUGUGCAGCCUGGGUGGCUGGCUCUCACUCUAUGCAUCUUUCUGCCGCCUGAAUAAGCACCGAAGCUAUGAGUGGAGCUGCCGGCUGGUGACCUUCACCCAUGGAGUCCUCUCUAUAGGCCUGUCUGCUUAUAUUGGCUUCAUUGAUGGCCCUUGGCCUUUUACCCACCCAGGCUCUCCGAACACACCCCUCCAAGUUCACGUUCUGUGUCUUACCUUGGGCUACUUCAUCUUCGACUUGGCCUGGUGCAUCUAUUUCCAGUCUGAGGGGACCCUGAUGCUGGCUCAUCACACACUGAGCAUCUUGGGAAUCAUCAUGGCCUUAGUGCUUGGGGAGUCGGGCACAGAGGUCAACGCAGUUCUCUUUGGAAGUGAGAUCACCAACCCACUGCUCCAGCUGCGCUGGUUUCUCCGUGAAACAGGCCACUACCACAGUUUCACUGGGGAUGUGGUGGACUUCCUCUUUGUGGCUCUGUUCACUGGUGUGAGGAUUGGCGUAGGCGCUCAUCUCCUCGUCUGUGAAAUGGUUUCACCCACACCCAAGUGGUUUGUGAAGGUUGGGGGGGUAGCGAUGUACGCUGUGUCUUGGUGCUUUAUGGUUAGUAUCUGGCGCUUUGCAUGGAAGAAGAGCAUCAAGAAGUAUCAUGCAUGGAGAAGCAGGCAGAAUGAGGAGCGACAAGUAAGACAUAAUGGGCAUCUCAAAACACACUAGCCAAGGCCUGCUCCCAGUGAAUGGCUUGGGUUGAACUGGCCGUGGGGCCAGGGUCAGAAACAGAACUGAGCUUAUAGUGCUGAAGAAGUGAGCUUAAUAGUGCACUUAGGUUUUGAAAAAGGGCUAAAUGAACCCAUCACUUCAGUCAGUUUCCAAGCUAAGCACAUGCAGUAUUGAAACACUCACUCCUGCAGUGGUAUUUGCAUAUCCGCAGUGGUGACUGACAUUGCCUCCGUGCUGACUGGCAAGUGGGUAAAACUGUAUAGUGAGAGCCAUUGUCACCUGUUUUGGGGUCCCCGUGUUCAUGGGAGGCCUGAUAAUCAGACAGCUUUUGAAAAGGACUUGAGUCAAAUUAGUGCUGUUUCUUGCUCUUUUGGAAAUAACUCCAUCCCCACACUUACUCCUGAUUUCCACGAGACAUUUUAAGUACGUUCACCCCAUGUGCUAUAAAGGGAGGAACUCUCCGGAGGGGACAUGCGUUAGGUAUCCAAGUAUCUGUGAAUGGGAUCUGUUAUGCAGAGAGGGACAGAAGAAUGGGAGUGAAACUAGCAAUGGCAGGGACUCCCCACUGAGCCUCCCUACACUAACUGUGUCAGAGGUUCCCAAGGAUAUCCUUGGUUUCCAUGAUUCAUCAAGACGACUCAGGGCUUAGCCUUCAGUCUCACCGCUUUGAUCUGUGACAAUGACAGGAAACAGAGACGACUCAGCAAAGGGAAGAGGAACCUUUGUCAAAGCUCAUGGAAUCUAAGCAUAAGUUUCUAAAGUCUCCUGCUUGGAUAUGCAGGAGUGAUUCAUGACAACACACAUCAAAGUCAUCAAAGACAUGGUGUCCAGAGCUUUUGCUGUCAAUAGGUUCUGUAAGCUCGUUCUAAGUAACACAAGGCAAAUUUCAGGAUUUCCCGAAGCAGGCAUUCAGCGUAAGCCAUAUUGUUUCAGAAACAGUUUGGGAGCCGUGAGGCAGUCCUAACAGUUUCUGUGGGAGCCCUCUCCAAGCUGAAGUUCCUAGGUGCCAGCCAAGGGCUAACAUUGCAAGCAGGCCUCUGCAAGGAUAGCAGUUCAGGAUUGCUGUGUUAACUCUUGUGUGCACAAAAACUGUACAGCUAGUGCUUUGGAUGCAAGAUGAACGAGGUUUGGGUAGAUUUAGAUUUACUUGGUCCUGUUGUACGGGUUCUGCCCUACCAGGAAAAGUAUGCCAGUUCUCAGGGCUUUUGUGAAUUAAUCUGCUAGGCAUGAGAGGCGAUGGCUAAAUUCCAUGGGGAUUUACCAUGUGGAUUCCACUGUACUUGAGAUGGAGUUCAGGUUUCAGCUCCUGGUACAUACUGCAAACUAGAACCAAAGAUUUCAAUAUAUGUAUUAGCCUCAGGGUAAUGAAGCUAUUUCCUUCCUUCUUCCCUGCCUUUCUUCCUUCUUCAUCUCCCUCACUCCUUCCGUUCCUCCCCUCAUUCUUUUCUUUUCUUUGUUUCAGAUACAUUCCCUUUUUAUCACUUUUUCCCCCUCUCCUGAGAUAUGGUCUUGCUUGUAUAGUUCAGUCUAGCCUUGAACUCUAUUCUCCUGCUUAAGCCUCCUCAGUGCUAGGAUUACAAUCCUGUGCCACCAUGCCUGGCUCCGAUGUAGGGCUUUAAUGGAAAAAAAAAAGUAUUACUUGUUUAUGUAUUUGAUAUUUUUACUGUUAUUUAGAUCAAUGGUGAUUGGUUAAUUCAGGGGGUAAACCAGGGAAUGAUGCCCCUGAAGAUGCAAGGCUGAGUCAGUUCAGCAAGCAGUGUCAGUAUCUUCUAUAGUCACUGGCUACAUUCACCUAAUGAGUGAAUUUCCAAAUGAUGGCAUUAGCCAUCAUACCAGCCAUGAGGGAGAGGCUGGAAACCAGACAUUCUUCCAAAUGGAAAGGCACUUUAGCAGUGGGACCUUUAAGGUGACUGUUAUAUAAUUAAAGGGAUCGCUUUUGGCUGUUGGGUUUUUGUUUUUUUGGACAGGUAGGACCAUGCCUCCUUUUUGUAUGAUUUGUGUCUCAGAUUUGCCAGCAAAUCUUUCCAGCAAAACUGUGGGUAGAAUUGGAAACUGGGGAAUGCUGAUUUCAGCAAAAUCGUAGUCAAAAAGAGUGGCUUGGCACACGAGCAUAAAGGAAAAACAAAACAAAACUGGCUUUUGUAUUUUGGCACCAUGCAACCUGCUCCCGACCAGACAAGUGAACAGGCUUAAUCUAAUGCUGGCUGUUUUCUCCCUUUAUCCUCAGAACUAAAGGAUUGUGGAUCUUUGUUUGAAGCAAACUCAAGGGAAUGUCUGUAGGGUUAUUUAUUUAUUUAUUUUCUUGAUAAUAAGACUCCUGAACAAGUGAUACAGGGGGAGGGAUUCUUCACUCCUGCUUGUCUUGAUAUUCUAGCUAGUAAGUACGAAGAAGUUUCCCUUAGAGACAAAGGUGAAGAUGACUCAGAAGUUGAGGUUGCCUGUUUUUACAACAUAAGUGAAUGAAGGGCAGAUUAGUGUGUGAUGCAUCCCCAGACACAAAAGGGAAUACUUACUUGCAUUUGAAUUACUGUGUAAUCAUCGCUGAUGUUGCUCAAGAAGGAUUUAUAUUUCAAUACGAUUUGUACUAAAUUUUAUAAAAAUAAAAUAACUUUUAUAAA
Psammomys obesus (fat sand rat) is the source of this 3416-nucleotide messenger RNA. It is a transcript of the gene Tlcd5, whose product is annotated as TLC domain containing 5. The transcript is spliced from 3 exons. Gene Ontology annotation, cellular component: membrane. Lineage: Eukaryota; Metazoa; Chordata; Mammalia; Rodentia; Muridae. The coding region runs from base 58 to 795 and encodes 245 amino acids. The record is from RefSeq and is a predicted model, not a curated record.